Prunus armeniaca (apricot) is the source of this 348-nucleotide messenger RNA. NCBI's taxonomy places the organism in Eukaryota, Viridiplantae, Streptophyta, Magnoliopsida, Rosales, Rosaceae. The record is from the annotation of a GenBank genome assembly.
AUGAGGAUCUGUGGUGCUGGGUGGAGUUCAGGGCCACUACGAGAAACAAGAUCACAAUCUCUAGAAAAAUCUUAUGGAAAAUUUGUAGCAACACGACACCCACAUCUCCUACUCUUCCACGUCAAGCACUCUGGUGGCCUUACAAUCCUCUAUAUGGCCAACGAGACCGCCACCCGUAUGUCAUCGUAUGGUGUUAGCUUGAUAAGUUGGGAUGAGGAGGUUGGAUCUGGAGGGGAGAAAGAUAAGAGGGGCCGCUUCAAUGGUGGUUCGAAAGGGAUGGAUCGAUGUAUUGGUGGGGCUGUUGUGAAGAUGGGAGACUUCUUGGAAGAGGAGGAACUGUUGGUGUAA